Messenger RNA from Adineta steineri, 525 nucleotides. NCBI's taxonomy places the organism in Eukaryota, Metazoa, Rotifera, Eurotatoria, Adinetida, Adinetidae. The record is from the annotation of a GenBank genome assembly.
AUGGUUUAUAUGUCAUUAUAUUCAAUUGUUCUAUUAAGUUUUUUGUUCGUCAAUCAAGGUAUGACAAUACCGACGACGAAUGAAGAUCGAACCAUGAUGAAAUGUCAACGUUCAUUAACAUAUGAAGAGAUACAGCAUAUACUUGCGCAAGGUCCAUGUAUAGACAAUCGAUUAAAACGCAAUAAUGAUAAUCAAGCCAGCUCUACGAAUCAUAUCUAUGCACUACAAUCAACUAUCAAUGAUCAACGAAAAUUUAUUCAAGAUCAUCACAGAUUGAUCUUCCAUUUAAUGAAUAAUACGAUCAACGUGACUCAACUUGAGCAAUACUAUGCAGAACAACAUAGUAAAAUGAAACCCCAUUGGAAAAGUUGGCGUGAUAUAUCUCUUCUGCUAUUGAUAUCUAUUUGUAUUGGAAUUCCAAUCUGUUUUGUGAUAAGUCGCAUUCGUCUUCUUGAUGUACUCACAUCUUGUUUACUUCGCCGUCAUCAACAUAAACUUGAACAAAAACACAGUCAAGAUACCUAA